UCUCUGUCUCGAACGGGUUUCCCUUCCCAUUCCACAGGCAGAGAGGACUUCUUGGAGUGCUUUCUGCACCUGAAACUCAGCUCAGGGGUUGGGGCUGGCUUUGAGUUCAGGCCAGGAGAGACGGAAGAACUGGCAAGCCGGGGACCUGCGUCCAGGGAAGUCGCUUCGAAUUCCGGGCCCCCCCCCCCCGUCCUCCUGCUCUGAGCCCCACAUGGAGGGAGUGGCUCUGUGCCUUCUGCCCGAGGGUUUCGGCUCAUCCCGUGGGAAAGAUGGGUGGAGUGCACUUACACCGCCCUUGGAACCAGAGACCGGAGUAGCCCUUCUGUUGCCUCUCGUUUUUGUCAGGAAGUAGCCGUCUGGGACUCAAGGAUGGGUCUUUGAAGCUGAUGAGAGAUGCCUUUGUGAGUGCUGUGUUGUGCGGAUGUGGAGAUGACUCCGGCCCUGUGCCCUGCCUUGCUUCCUCCAGGACUCGGGACCCUGGAGGACUGACGCUGCUGGCCUGGGCGUCCCUUUCUGCUGAGCCAUGGCGACUCCCGACGUGAGCGUGCACAUGGAGGAGGUGGUGGUGGUGACAACUCCGGACACUGCGGUGGAUGGCAGCAGCGUGGAGGGCGUGAAGACUGUGUUGGUGACGACCAAUUUGGCCCCUCACGGGGGCGACCUGACAGAAGAUAACAUGGAGACAGAAAAUGCAGCGGCGGCAGCUGCCGCGGCCUUCACAGCCUCCUCCCAGCUCAAGGAAGCCGUGUUAGUGAAGAUGGCUGAAGAGGGGGAGAACCUGGAGGCUGAGAUUGUGUACCCCAUCACCUGUGGGGACAGCAGAGCCAACCUCAUCUGGAGGAAGUUUGUGUGUCCUGGCAUCAAUGUGAAAUGUGUUCAGUACGACGAGCAUGUGAUCAGCCCGAAGGAAUUUGUGCACCUGGCCGGGAAGUCUACCCUGAAGGACUGGAAGAGAGCCAUCCGCAUGAACGGCAUCAUGCUCAGGAAGAUCAUGGACUCCGGGGAGCUGGACUUCUACCAGCACGACAAGGUCUGCUCCAACACCUGCCGCAGCACGAAGAUCGACCUCUCAGGAGCCCGCGUGUCCCUGAGCAGUCCCACGUCGGCCGAGUACAUUCCCCUCACGCCCGCCGCAGCGGACGUGAAUGGAUCUCCUGCGACCAUCACCAUAGAGACCUGUGAGGACCCUGGGGACUGGACCGCGGCCAUUGGAGAUGACACAUUUACCUUCUGGCGGGGGCUGAAGGACGCCGGCCUGCUGGACGAGGUCAUCCAGGAGUUCCACCAGGAGCUGAUGGAGACCAUGAGAGGCCUGCAGCAGCGGGUCCAGGACCCUCCCCUGCAGCUUCGAGGUGAGGAGCUGCAUCUUCCCUCUUGCCGGCUCCUCAGCCCAGGAGAGUCCGCAGGAGAUGCUGUGCUCCUCAACAACAUUGUGCAGAACUUCGGCAUGCUAGACCUGGUGAAGAAGGUGCUGGCCAGCCACAAGUGCCAGAUGGACCGCUCGCGGGAGCAGUAUGCCCGGGACCUGGCAGCCCUGGAGCAGCAGUGUGAUGAGCAUCGCCGCCGAGCCAAGGAGCUGAAGCACAAGUCCCAGCACCUGAGCAACGUGCUCAUGACGCUGACUCCGGUCUCCCUGCCACCGCCUGUGAAGCGGCCCCGGCUUGCACGUGCCACAUCAGGACCGGCCGCCAUGGCCUCGCAGGUGCUCACCCAGUCUGCCCAGCUGGCGCUUGGCCCGGGCGUGCCCGUCCCGCAGCUGACCAGCGUGCCCCUUGGUAAAGUGGUGUCCACCCUGCCCUCCACCGUCCUGGGCAAGGGUUCCCUUCAGGCACCCCCUGCCAGCUCCCCAGCCUCCCCACUGCUUGGGGGCUACACAGUCUUGGCCUCCUCCGGUUCCACCUACCCCAGCACAGUGGAGAUCCACCCGGACGCGUCCAGCCUCACGGUCCUGAGCACGGCCGCCGUGCAGGACGGUAGCACAGUGUUCAAGGUGGUCAGCCCGCUGCAGCUGCUCACCUUGCCUGGCCUGGGCCCCACCCUGCAGAACGUGGCCCAGGCCUCGCCUGGCGCCAGCACAAUUGUGACAGUGCCCACAGGGGCUGCCCCCGGGCCCGAGGAGCACACGGCCACCAUUGAGGUGGCUGCCGUGGCAGAGGACCACGAGCGGAAGUAGCCGACGGGAGGGCGAGGCCCCUGGGACGGACGGGGCUGGCUGCCUCUCAGCUGCGGCAGCAGGGAACGGGCAGAGGCCGCAGGGCUGGCUCGGGCAGGUGGGUCACGUGGGCUGCAGAACCAAAGAGAGGAAUCGCCAAAACAAAUCACGAGAAGAGAGAAGGGGACAGAACAGCGAGAGCAACCUGGAAAUCGGUCUUCAGGUCCCACGUUUCCCCCCCUUUUUUCUUGGGAAAUAUAUUUUUCCAUCUGUUGCUUAUUAAUACUGUUUACACAUUGGGCCUUGAUCAGGAGCCAGGUGGGCGGGGGCGGGGGGGAGCCUGGGUGCAGCCGAGGCAGAGGAAGCAGAGCCAGGGUGCCGAGCACGACCCUGCAGGUGCCGGACGCGGUGCAGCGGGUGGCGAGGUCCCGGUGUCUGCACCCAGCCAGGUCCCUGGGGAUGCUACUAACACAUGACUUGGGAGCUGAGCCCAAGUGUGAACCCUAUGGAUCCUAUGGAUUUGGUUUCUUCCCACAGUUUUCUGUAGGUUUAGUGUGGCUGGCACCCCGUUCUCCUCCUGUGUGGGAACGUGCACCCGGAGCUUGGGGUGCAGAUCCCGGUGGGUGCCCUCCUCCCCCACCCCCAGCCGGUGCUCAGGUGGCCCAGGGGCCGCACAGAUGAGGCGUGGUCCAGGCAUUGUUGCACAUGUACUGAGGGUGUUUUUAAGUGAAUUGCUUAGUAGGCUUCUAGGAAGAGUCGGAUUUAUAGCAUUUUCAACCAAAAUAAUGCUGAGUGCCUAGGCUUCCCGAGUUAGCUCUGGGGGUGGCCCCUGAGCCCCUGUGAGUGCACCUGACCGGGUGCGGAGGUCCUGGGCAGCCUCUGCCUGAGCUGGCCCCUCCCAGGGAUCUGAGAUCCGUGAGGUGUGUCCUGAGGGCUUCAGUCCUGGGGCAGGGGCAUAAACAGAACCAGUUGCUAUGGAGGUGGAGGAUUCACGUGGGGGCCCUUCGGCUUGGGCUGCUUGGCCACAGAACAGCCCCCGGCCCCCAUGCAGCCCCUGGGCUGGCCCUCGGUGGUCUCUGUCCAAGGGAGAGCCUCUGGGUGUUUAGGAGGCUGCCCGGGUGGGCUGGUCAGGGCAGCUGCCAAAGGUGGAGCCCAGAGCCUGUCUGGAAGGGCUGUCCAUGACUGUCCCCAGACCUGGCCUUGGACUCAAGGAAGACCAGGCUGAGGCCCCUCCAGGCCAGGGCCCUGGGGCAGACAUCUCAGGGAGCAGCCAGCCCAGGGCUCCUGCCGUCUCCAGCAGGGCAUGUCCCAGGAGGACCCUGAGGGCCAGAGGCCCCUGGAUGCUCCUCCUGAUUCUGUCGGCAGCUGAAGGCCCGUCUGAGGCCCCGCAAUGCGAGGGUCCCGUGUUCCACUUCAGUGCUCCGAAGGAAACUGGCUGGCUGUCCGUCCAGCGAGCGGCCCAGACCCCACCUCUGUGCCGUUGUCACCAGGGCCCUGUCCUGGCUGCCCCCACCCAUGUCAAGCUACUGAGGCUGUGUCUUGUUUGUUUUCUCUGUUACGUUUUUGUUUGCUGUUUGCUGUUGUCACAGUCAGCUGGUUUCGGCGUGAUGUUGACCUUUUGAUGUACAUACUCCGUUUUAAACUCAUUUCCACUCCAGUUGAGUUCUGCAGCGUGCAGCGGUAUGACCUUACGGGGUUCAGGAGGGCCCCGUAGCCCCCACCCCACCAGCUCAGAACCUGUCGCUAAUUCAGCUGCCUGUGACCUUGGGACCUGCAACCUUCCAGCUGCUUCCCUUUGUCAGAGUCACGAGUGGGUCUGCCUUGGCAGCCCUCGCUGAACAGAACUUCCAGUGGGUUGUGGGUUCAUUUCCUUUCUUUUUAAGAACAAGGUUGGGACCUUUUCUGCUCCUGCCCUUCAGCUAUUGAGGCAUUGGGAGAGGAAGUUAAUUUCAGAGCCAUACAAAAAUAAGCCACAACCAGCUUCAGAAUUAAUUCCCAAUCCCCCAUUCCAGCAGGGCUGGGAGCCCAUUCCCAGUGCUUCCCAAGGCCCUCAGGGACGUCUGCCGCCAACCCAGCUGCUUCUGGCAGGGGUUCCAAGCCCGAGCAUGGGGAAGGGCCCUGGAGAAGCCCCCAUCCUCACGGGAACCACACUGCAGUGGGCUGGGGAGGUCGUCAGCACUGCCCCCAGCUCCUCCAGGUCCUGCUGGCUCCUCCGGGGCAGGGUUCCCUGGACCUCCCAGUUCUGCACCUUGGGGCCAGCCAGUACUCAGAGAGGAAGACCUUCUCAACCACAUACAGAACACAGGUUUUCAUGGCUGCCUUUGGUUUGGUUUUCUGAGAAGAUAGGAUUGGAUUGGAUUUUGCAGAGGGCGAGAACUUCUCUGUGCCUGCUCAGAGGCGCCCUGGGGAAGGGCCGUGUUUGAGUUUUGCUUUGUAUGUUGUUUUGCAAGUAUCUGCCUGGUACUUUGAUUUAAAAUAAAAACAAUUUUCAUAGUU
Molecule: messenger RNA, 4648 nt
Organism: Cercocebus atys (sooty mangabey)
Lineage: Eukaryota; Metazoa; Chordata; Mammalia; Primates; Cercopithecidae
Gene: GMEB2
Product: glucocorticoid modulatory element binding protein 2
Exons: 9
Coding region: 524-2173 (549 amino acids)
Biological process (GO): positive regulation of transcription by RNA polymerase II
Cellular component (GO): nucleus
Molecular function (GO): RNA polymerase II cis-regulatory region sequence-specific DNA binding; DNA-binding transcription activator activity, RNA polymerase II-specific
Source: RefSeq, a predicted model, not a curated record